AGCUGUAGGAGGAGUAUUACGGAAAGGAGGAAGGGCACAUCUUGCUGUGUUUGAGGACCCUAUUGCCUAGUGUCUUUCAGCCCUACCUUCAACCUUGUCACUGUGAAGGCCGAAGGUGUGUGUAAACUGCCUGUGGUGUACUUAGCCGGCAUAUCGCACGUCAAGGGUGGCUAUAAGAUCACCUCUACAAUGUCUUUGUUGUCUGCCAGUAGGUUAGCAGCCAGAAUCGUUGGCACUAAGAAUCUAAAAGAUGUCCUUGCAGACUUGAUCCCCAAAGAACAGACCAGAAUUAAGAACUUCCGGCAGCAGCAUGGCAAAACAGUCAUAGGGCAGAUAACUGUGGACAUGGUGUAUGGCGGUAUGAGGGGUAUGAAGGGCCUUGUCUAUGAAACAUCAGUACUUGACCCAGAUGAGGGUAUUCGUUUCCGCGGCUACAGUAUCCCAGAGUGCCAGCAGCUGCUUCCCAAAGCACCUGGUGGACAAGAACCUUUACCUGAAGGGCUUUUCUGGUUAUUGAUGACUGGACAGGUUCCAACCCAGGAGCAGGCAAGCUGGCUUUCUAAAGAAUGGGCAAAACGGGCUGCCCUUCCUUCUCAUGUUGUGACCAUGCUUGAUAAUUUUCCAGUCAACUUACACCCAAUGUCCCAACUGAGUUCUGCUGUCACAGCUUUGAAUAGUGAAAGUGUUUUUGCUCGUGCUUACUCAGAAGGAGUAAACAGAAAUAAAUACUGGGAGUUCAUCUAUGAAGAUGCCAUGGACUUGAUCGCCAAGCUUCCCUGUGUGGCUGCAAAAAUCUACCGGAAUUUAUAUCGUGAGGGAAGCAGCAUUGGUGCUAUCGACUCCAAUCUGGAUUGGUCCCAUAACUUUACCAACAUGCUGGGCUAUACAGAUCCCCAGUUUACAGAGCUCAUGAGACUGUACCUGACCAUCCACAGUGACCAUGAGGGUGGAAAUGUUAGCGCACAUGCAAGUCAUCUGGUUGGUAGUGCUCUGUCUGACCCCUACUUGGCUUUUUCUGCAGCAAUGAAUGGCUUGGCUGGACCUCUCCAUGGACUUGCAAACCAGGAAGUACUUGUGUGGCUGACACAGUUACAGAAGGAGCUGGGAACUGAGGUGUCUGAAGAGAAGCUAAGGGAGUACAUUUGGAACACACUUAGUUCUGGUAGGGUUGUACCUGGUUAUGGUCACGCAGUACUGAGAAAGACUGACCCACGCUAUACUUGCCAGAGGGAGUUCGCUCUGAAGCACCUUCCCAAUGAUCCCAUGUUCAAAAUUGUGUCUCAACUGUACAAGAUAGUGCCCAACAUCCUCCUUGAGCAGGGCAAGGCAAAGAAUCCCUGGCCCAAUGUGGAUGCACACAGUGGAGUGCUACUACAGUAUUACGGAAUGAAAGAGAUGAAUUACUACACAGUCUUGUUUGGCGUGUCCAGAGCUCUGGGUGUAUUGUCACAGCUCAUUUGGAGCAGAGCCCUAGGCUUCCCCCUUGAGAGGCCCAAGUCUAUGAGCACCGAUGGCCUAAUGCAGCUUGUUAGCAAGUCUGGGUAAUGGAACUAAAAAGUGAAGAACGAGCUCACCUGAUUUAGAGGAACUUGAAGACAGAACCCUGUCCAAUGCCUUUCAGGACUACAUUAGAUCUCCAAUAUCAGAACUUAUAAGUAACAUGAUAAAGCAUGGACUACAAAUUACAGGGUGUUUAAGGAACAGCAAAUACAGCAUGAAUCGUGGUAUUUAUUAUAAACUCUGUGACAUGCAUUGGAGCAGAGAUAGGUUGGUUCGUAAGACAUAUCUACAGUUGUAUUUACAUGACACUCUGGUAUUUAUUUGGAAUUGAACCCCCCCCCCCCUUUUUUUUUUCAGUUUUUGCAAACACCAUUUUGUUUGUAGUUCAGUGUCCCCACACAUUCUGCUUGCCCUUUUAGACUUUUUCAAGACACAUGAUCAGACAUUUGCGAAUGUUUAAACAUAACACUGUUUCAAUUUUUUCUAAUUUAUCCAGUCUCCUGCAAGUGUUGUAUCUGUACAGUUUUUGUGUUCAUCCCUGAAGCGUAUAGGUAAGGUAGACAAACUCUGCUUAAAUGCUUGUUCUCCAUCCUCUUAAUCCCUGCAUUUCCUGUCUGACCACCAUUUGGCAUGUUGUAUUAAUAGUGAAGCCAGAGCAGAGGCAAGUGCUGACUAUGAAAUGACUGUAGUAAUGUCCUGUUCCAGUAUUUAGGAAUAUUUGGUAUGUUCUUCAUUUCCUGUAGGCACUUGUCUAUAUUUUAAUUCACCUCUUGAAUCAUAUAAAGGAACUGCUUAGUACAUCCGUUUUUCUGGGUCUCACUUUGAAAAGAGCAUCAAAAAUUGAAUGCUGCAUUUAACUUGCCAAUUUAUAUUCCAUUUAAAAAGUACAGCAAGCCAGAUGACAGUUGCCUUUCAAGUACUUCCACUCUCGUGUUUUAUUUUUCAGUGCAUUAAAACAAUGUCUUCUACUGAGCCAAGCCCCACCCUACCCAGCAGAUUUAACCAGCUGGGUAUUCCAGAUAUUUUGCAUAGAUUAUUCAGUUGUUUCCCUCUUAAGUAAGUUUCCCUCUUGAGUAACUGAAGUGUAAAAGGAUACACUUAACAUAGUGUCUAAGAAUGCCGAAAGGUUGUGUGUGGAUUUUAAAGAUGUUAAAAAUUCAUUAUUAUUUGGAAGCAUUUAGAUAAUUAUUCUUUACUUUUUUUGGGGGGGGGGGAUUAUUUUGUUCUAAGAUGGUGCCUCACACAGUGAGAAGGAACGUGAAACAGUGCCAGUUUCCUUCUUGCUGAAACUAUUGUGACAACAUGGCUUUGUUGUGUUAAUUUCCUAAUAGUAUGGCAGAGUUCUUGUAAAUGUGUUUCCAAAUGUAGCCAUUAUCGCAGAAUUAGAAUUUUAACUGUGGUUGCAAAAAAAAAAAAAAGGAUGGGCGCCUUUGAUAAACUUGUAAUACAUACACUAUUCUCAAUAAGUUAUUUUUUAAUUUACUAUAAAUAAUAGUUUCUUAGCUUUGACUUCAAUUUACGAUCAGCACACCUCUAAAGUUUGCAUUGUAAGGUUGCAUAUAUUGAUCAAAAACAGCUGUAGAACAGUCGUAUGACUAUCGGAUCCUGAGCAGCUCAAUGUGGAGCUAUACUGGUAAGGUUGUUCACGUUGUUAGUGUUGUAGUUAGCCACGUAUUUAUGUAUUUGCAUAUGUUUGUAGAUAUUGUGCAUAUGUAUUUAUAUAGGAAGCACAGCCUAUGUUGGAGGGCAUCAUGGGAGCAGCAGAAUUGUAACUCAAAAUUGGCAAGGUCCUUCCUGUCUUGAGUGGCAUCUUAACUACAGGAGGGGGGUAUAAUAUAGUUUAUUUUAAUGGAAGCUGCUCAGUCUGGUUUUCAAGAUUUAUUUUGCUCUGAGCUCUGUACAUGCCAUUGUUGUGUCAUUAGUCAUUUUCAGGCUAUCACUGCCUUGCUUUUUGCAUCAACUUAGCAGUUAAAUACAGGAAUAUUUUUAUAUGAAGCACUUCACUUGGAUGUUUAAGGUUUGACUUUUCACACUUAUUAAUGCAGUAAACCUAGGGAAAAUUUACUCUGGUUUCUUGGUAGUUGCCAUUCUACGUAAACACAGCAGUUUGAUUUUUUUCUUAGUUUGCUUAUGUGGCCUGUGGUAAACCUGCAUUAACCAUGGUAUUACAAAUGAAAUAUGGUUAUGUACAAGUAGUACAUAUACUUGGCAGCAUAUGUUUUAAUGGACUUUAGAUGCAGAAAUUCAGAAUAUUAAUUUCUAGAUUUAGGUACAGCGUCAGGUAAAGUGUACCUAAUGUUCAGACCUUAGCACCUCAUGCACUUAGGCAAAUCAGUCCAUAUUCCUGUUGCCUGCUGUUUGUAACAGACAUGCCAGGUGUAGUACUUUGCUAAGAAAUAAAAAGCAGGCAGUGUGGCUGUUCUGGGUUCACAGAGGAGAUGCAGGUGUUGAGACCACCGUCUUUAUUUAGGUGCUUUAACAAAGCAUCUUUAACAGUAUAAAGCUUAUAACAAAAAUAAUGUAGUAAAUGCAACAGUAAAAUAGUCUAGUAAACAAAAUAUCUAGUAGUAAAAUAAAAAACAAUGAGACAGUAAAUGCACAGGCAGUACUUCUGCCAAUAUUCUGUGAGAAUAAGUAAUCGAAAAAGGUUGAGUACUCAAGUCCACUCUCAUUGAAAGCCACCUGAAAUAAAAAGGCCUUCAGAGAGAGAGCCGUAGAAGCAGGUGAGUACAUUACACUCCCGGAGCUACCAUGGAAGGAAAUUCCACAGUAGCAGGGCUUGAUAAUGCAAAGGAGUGAAGGUUUAAAGCUUCCAAAUACACCUGAGGAAUGAGCAGUACCCAGGCAGCAGAGCACAGUGCCCGAAGAGGACACUAGGGUAAGACUAUUGAGGGGAGUGUACCUUUGGAGUCCUUGCUUCCUUUCUUCCUUUGGAGCAGGGCUUUGGCACAUGAAAGUUAAUUGGCUGGCAUUACUGUUUGUUUUCAGAAUUUGCUGCUUGUGGAAGGACAGAAACAAGAAAAAAACUGAGUACUACUGUUUUGCUGGAUUGCUGCUGUCUUCACACUGCCUAAAGUCCAGAAACGACAACCAUGCUGUAUUCAGGAUACUUUUCUGUGCCGAAGCAUACCCCCACCCCCCACAACAUACACACAAAGCACAGGAGAUUACUCUUUCACAGCAAUUUGACUGUUUGCCAGGAGUUUUUGUGGUACAGAAGAGGCAUAGGCAGAUUGUACUGGGCGUGGUUGUUGUGAAACAGUGGCUAGCCAGGGAGCCUAGGAAGGAACAACUGAAAUAACCUAAUAAUUUCUACUACAGUACUACAUAUGGUAGUUGGCAUUUAGUGUAAGGAUGUUACAAACCACAUGUAUUCUGUGUGUAUGAUUGCCCUUUUUUCCAGUCUGAAACUUGCUGAGAGUAUGUCAUAUUUUGAUUGUUUGGUCUGGUGGUUGCUGUCCUACUUGAUUACUUCACUACUUAUUUUGAAAAUAAAUAACUCUGAAGUAAGGGCAGUUCCCCCUCACCUUAAGAGUCUCAGGCUCACAAAAGUUCAGUUUGCAUUUAUUGCCUGCAUAUGGCAGCCCAUUUCCCUCUUAAUUGGGUUGACCUAGCUUGAUAGACUUCUUAAAACCAUUUUACUACAGUCAAACUGCAACAGAAUUUGCUACUGUACAGCUUUAUAGGGAAUGAAUAUUUUUUCCAAUCAGGAGCAAUAGCUGAUUUAUACUAUAAAUAUUUUAUUUGUGUAACAGUCAUUGCAUAUAUGCAAACACAUUUUACUUGUGUAACAGUUGCAGAGUGUGUGCAUUUCUGGGAAGCAGAAUCAGCAGUUAUAGCCGCUGCUUUCAAAAGCUAGGGUUCUAUCUGUCCAGAUUUAUGAGUACAGAACCUGUGCUGAUAAUUUGCUUUUACCAAGGUUAGACUGAAUUAGGGCUUAAGGUGCUUUGUUGAGGAUAGUCUGAAAUCCAUAUUGGCUAAAUGUCUAAUAGAUGGUAAUUUAUCAGGUCAAGAUACAUCACUGUACUAGAAUGUUUUAGUUUAAAAAUAUGGUAUAUAUAUAAGAAUACACUCCUCUUUUAAACUGAGCUAAGGUCUUUUUCCCCCUUUCUCUCUGUGCUGCAAACACAGAAGUGAGUUUGAACACUGCAACAAUCCCUGUAAAUGAGGCAGUUAUGUCAGACUUCAGGUUGUUCUGUAUAAAUGGCAAAUAAAUGUUUUUAUUAACAUUG
Messenger RNA from Protopterus annectens (West African lungfish), 5732 nucleotides. RefSeq names its product citrate synthase (gene CS). Gene Ontology annotation, biological process: carbohydrate metabolic process; tricarboxylic acid cycle; citrate metabolic process. Lineage: Eukaryota; Metazoa; Chordata; Ceratodontiformes; Protopteridae. Gene Ontology annotation, cellular component: mitochondrial matrix. The record is from RefSeq and is a predicted model, not a curated record.